Molecule: messenger RNA, 4542 nt
Organism: Cavenderia fasciculata
Lineage: Eukaryota; Evosea; Eumycetozoa; Acytosteliales; Cavenderiaceae
Exons: 6
Coding region: 1-4542 (1513 amino acids)
Biological process (GO): mannose metabolic process; protein deglycosylation; N-glycan processing
Cellular component (GO): Golgi membrane
Molecular function (GO): alpha-mannosidase activity; carbohydrate binding
Source: RefSeq, a predicted model, not a curated record
AUGGCUUUCUCAACCAAUUUUAUUUUCUCUUUGUUUUUGCUGAUGUUAAUUGCAAACACGAUUGAAAAGGGUUCAGUUUUUGGAUGGAAUGAAGGUGGUGGACAUCCCUUACAGAUCCAUAUUGUUCCAUUUACAAACAUUGAAAAGAUUAAUAAUGAAUCAAAGGGUAAAAGUACAUUUUUAUCUGAUCUAAUAGCUAGUAAAAUACAUAGUAUAAAAUAUCAAGAUGAAAGUAAUGAUGAUCCAGAUGAUGACCCAAUGAUGUCAUUAUCAUUGAUGGCAUUGGAUCAUAUCUUUAUGUUGCUUUUAGAAAAUGAUCAAAGAUCAUUUAUUUGGAAUGAAGUUUAUUAUUUUGAAAAAUGGUGGGAGUCUUUAUCAGACCAAAAAAAACAUUCAUUUGAUCUAUUAAUAUCAAAUGGAAGAUUUGAAUUUGUAUCGGGAAUGAUGACAGUAAUGGAUGAAGGUAUAACUCAUUAUCAAGACUUUAUGGACCAAAUGACUCAAGGACAUCAGUGGUUGCAGAGUACAUUUGGAGUUUUGCCCAAAGUUUAUUGGAAUACACAAUCCCAUGGCCAUUCAGAGGCGAUUGCUCAUUUAUUGUAUAGCCAAACUCAAAUUCGAGAUUUGGUUAUCAACAAGAUCAAUUCAGAUCUUAAAAGCCAAUUAUUCUCGGACAAACAUCUAGAGUUUUGGUGGAAACCAACCAAACAAGCAUCAACAUCUCUAAACUCUACCUUUUCUCUCUUUACUCAUGUCAUAUCACAUGACAAUGUUUCCCUUUCAUGCGGACCAAAUCGGAGGAUUUGUGAGCAAUCCAUGUCAUUUCAGUCAAUGAUUUCGGAUCUACUUGGAAAAAAGGAAAAGCAAGAGUCAACUGUUCAUUUAAAAAACAACAGUGAUAGUUUUCAAAACUACAAUGUCACUCCACAAGACAUUAAGUUUAUUUCAACCAAACUAUUGGAGCAAUACAGAGCUCAUGCAUUAUCCUAUAGGACCAAUCAAUUACUAGUCCCAUUUGGAGGAGAUAUCACAAUGUUUGCCGUCCAGCCCUCCAGUACCCAAUCGGCUCAACUCCACAAGUUAAUGUCGCUAUACGAGUCAGUUUUUGCCUAUAUAAAUUCUGACAAGUCGCUUCACUGUCACAUUGGAUGGAGCACAGCUUCAGGUUAUUUCGAAGCCUUGCGUUCCUCACCUUAUCCCGUCGAAUUGGCACCAGCCAAAACAUUUGGUGAGGUUGAUAAAUCAAAUGGCCAAUUUGAUGAACAGAACCAACUCGAUCCCGACCAACUUUUGUUUGUUCCUGGAACACCUGUUAUCCCAGAUUCAAGAGAGUUUGGUACCUAUCGUGGUGAUUUGUUUUCACAUUGCAACGAUCAAGAUCAAUAUUAUAUCUCUCAAUACUCUUCAAAUAGAUAUAACCUAGAAAUCCAAGAGACAAUAUUUAAUAGUUCAACAAUUAAAUAUUUUGGUCAAGUUGUACCUUGGUGUCAAUCUUUGUCGACUAGGUAUCAUCAUGUCCUUUCCUCUAAUGGUUUUAUGUCACAAUCUUUUUAUGAUAAAUUAAAUCAAAAAAUUGAUCAUUGUAAUAUUAAAUUUAAUAGUGUUUUAAUGGAUUGCCAAGAUCUUCAAGUUGAUUCUUUUGAUUCAAAAUCAAUGAUUCCAAUUUUAAAGACAAAACAACAGAUUAUUAUCAUUCAAAACUUGUUUGAUCAAACAAAAGAAGAAUUAAUUUCUCUGUUUGUUGAUACACCCAAGGUAUCUGUAGUAAAUUUAGACACUAGAUCUCCAGUCAUCGCCCAAAUUAAUCCAGUUUGGCUAGAUGAAGAGUGGGAUUCUGCACCCCAUCAAUUCCAACUCUUGUUUAUUGCUAAAAUCGAACCUCAUUCGAUAGCUAGUUUUGAAAUCAAAUAUCAUCCCAAAGGGUUGGUGACCGAGACUACAACACCCUCGGUAACUACCAUUCUAUCGUAUCUACCAACCAGAUCCAGUCAAAAUAGCGAUGGUUCUAGUCCAUUCGUCAUCCAUUAUGCAAGAUUGGGAACGCAACAACCAGUGAUAGAAAAUCAAAAUUAUCGCCUAAAGAUCAACCACUUGUCAGGUUCUCUAGAGUCUGUCUUGUUAAAGUCAACAAAAGAUUCACAAGAAAUUGCCCUUGAACAACAAAACCUACAAUUUGUUCAGACCAACAACAAUCAAUCUCAUAAUUUUGUUGGUAGUGGUGAUAUUGGACAAUCAAAAUCACGGGAUCCCUUUAUGAUAAGAAUGAUUAAAGGCAAUUUGGUAGAGUCCAUUUCUAUAUUUAGAAAUAAUACUCCAUUUAAAAAGCAAUUUAUUCAAUUGAUCAGUGGCCAAGGUGAUAUUUCAAAAUCAGUUUACCAUGAAACUUCAAUCAUCACUGAAAAUACAACUUUAUCAACUCCAGUACUCAGAUUUGCCACCCUUAAACAGACAUCAUCAAAAUCAUCAAACAACUUGAUGAUGACAAUGGUAGCAAAUAAUAAUAUGAAUAGUGGUGGAAAUGUUAUUGGAACAAAUGGCCAAAUAGCUACACCACCAUUCCUUUAUACAGAUUCAAAUGGAUUGAUUCUCUCUCGUAGAACACCACCUCAGCACAAUAACCAUCAAAACUCUUACCAUUCGUCGUUUUACCCAAUGACAAGUGUCGCUAGUCUUGGUGACUCGGCUUCAGUACAAGGUGUCAAACUACAAAUCCUAACAAGAGUACCAUUGGCUGUAUCUUCUAUUACCGAGGGGUCAAUAGAUAUAAUGUUGAGAUCAAAUCAAGCCAGAGAUGCCAAUAAUAAUCAUGUUGUUGUGCCUCUUUGGCUAAACUUUGAUGAUCAAGUAUCAAUGUCACCUUCUUUUCCACAUCAUCUCUCUAGUUCCAUCAACCAACCAUUUAUCGUUCAACUUGGAAGUGAUAAUGUAGUUGUUUCAUGCAGCAGAAAAUCCUAUAUUUCUGACAUGAAUAAUAUUCCACCAUCUGUAUCGGUUUUGGCAAUGUCACCAAUAUUUAGACAAGACAGCAUCGAUGAACCAAAGGAAAAAGAAAUCUACAUUACCAUUAUGAACAUUGAUCGAUCAAUUAAAGGUACUCCAGUUACCAAAAUAGAUUUUGAUCAAAUAUUUGCUUCUACUAUGAUGGCAACUGGUGGUGACAUUCAUCACAAAAGCACAGUUGAUCCAAUAUCCAUUUUAAAAGCAAAUAUCUCCCUUGAUCAUAUUGUACCUCCUCAAUAUGAAAAGCAAGUCUCUCUACUACCAGGUCAAAUAUCAACUUUUAUCUUAUCGUUGCCAAAAGAUAAAUUAUUUGGCCAACAACAACAUUAUUUUUGGAGAGAAAAAAAGCAAUCUGAUUCUCUUUUAAACAAAUUAGAGGACUCUACAAUUAAUAAGGAAGAUCAACCCAAACCUUUCAACUCACAACUGUUAUACAAGGAAAGUAACAAGCAAGAUCAUGUUAAAAAAGAUAACAAAUUGGAUGAGGAAAAAUUAAAUAAUCUUUUAAAGUUGUUCAAAUCUUCAAAAAAUAUUAAAACUAAAGAUGAAAUAGAAAUAGAAAUAGUUCCUAAACAACAACAACAACAACAACCACAACACCCACAACCACAACAACAACAACAACAACAACAGAAAAAUGAAUCUUUGGAUAAUAAUAGUAAUAAUAAUCAAAAUAAUUUAUUUAAAGAAUUGGAACAACAAAGAAAGAUUAAUAAUCAAUUACUAGAACAAAUGAAGCAAAUGACACAAUUUACCAAUGAAAUCAAGAGUCAAUUUGAAAACAAUCAAAUUCGAAAUGAAGCACAACAAAAAGAAUUGAUUGAAUCAAUGCUAAGAGAAAAAGCUCAAGAGUUGGAAUUAUCCUACUCUAAGAAAUUAAAAGAAAACUCUGAAAAGAUUGAAGAAUUAUCAAACAUUAACAAUCAACUGUUGGAACAAAACAAAGAUAUGAUUAACCAAAUCAAUCAAUUAGAAUCCUCUAAAGCAGCUCACUUUCCCCAACAUCAACAACAACAACAACAACAACAAAGCCAACAGAAACAACAACAACAACAACAACAACAACAACAACAACAAAACCAAAAACCUUCAAAUGGAUUAUUGGCAACUCUUAUUAAAAAGUUAACUUUAAAAAGAAUGGAGAACCAAAAUGGAGUGACAUCUGAUAUUCCCCAAAGUCCAUUGGAAAAACAUUUAAAAAUGUUGGAGAGAGAAUUAAACACACAGGCUCUACUUGUGAAACAACAACUUGUUGAAAUCAAAAAGACUCCACCAAAUCCAUCAAAAGUACAUGUCAAAGAAACAGUUUUGGGUAUCAUCAAGGACCAAUUAAAAUUAAUAGACGAUAUCAAACAACAACUAGUCGAGAAUCCUGAUCUAAAGGAAAAGGAAUUACAAGAUUUUUAUGACGGUACCAUGUUGUUGGGAAAAAAGGAAUUGUUUCCACAAAGAAGAGAAAAGAUAAAGGAUCAUAGUGGAACCGACAACUUUUAUAUUGUUCUUUGUUGUGCUUUCUUUGAAAAUGCAACACAAGGCAAAUAA